Messenger RNA from Trametes versicolor FP-101664 SS1, 1119 nucleotides. RefSeq names its product kinase-like protein. Lineage: Eukaryota; Fungi; Basidiomycota; Agaricomycetes; Polyporales; Polyporaceae. Gene Ontology annotation, biological process: protein phosphorylation. The transcript is spliced from 2 exons. The record is from RefSeq and is a predicted model, not a curated record. Bases 1 to 1119 code for a protein of 372 amino acids. Gene Ontology annotation, molecular function: protein kinase activity.
AUGUCGUGGAUCAUUCACACGCUCUCCCGAGCACUGUGGUCGCUAUGGCGCUGUUUUCCCUCUUUCGUGCGCAUUGGGGUCUACGACUGGGCAGAACGACAAUACGGCAAGGCGUCCAAAAGCUACCGUGUACAGAAGCUUCCAUUCGACCUCGUGCUCAAAAGGUGCUCGCGCUCGCCUCAUUACGAAGCAGGAAACAUCCGAUUCAACGCGAACAACACCUCCAUCCCGGUCCCACGUAUUCUGGACGUCGUCGAGUACACCUCGCCGCAGCGGAAACAGCCGUCGGGUAUGAUCAUCAUGACACGACUAGAAGGAGAACCCUUGGACGAGUGGCUUGAUGAUUACACCAUCUAUACGCCCCGCCAAUCCGAGCUGCUUCGGGAACUGAAAAUCUGCAAGAAGAAAGGGAACCGCGCUGCUGUGCACGCCGUCAUAACACAGCUGGAUGCACUGCCCAGGCCAACCCUCGACUUUUCCGAGGCCGGGCCUCUCAUGCAGGACCUCCGCGACGCAUUCACGGAGCUGCGCUCGCUCACGCCGCCAGCGUCGCCGGCCGUCUCCGCGCUCUCUGGAGGGCCUGCCCUCCUCAACCGCGGGGGAGAGCAGGAGUUCAUCGGCCCGUUCCAGGACCAGCAGGAGUUCAAGGACGCCUUGUUCUCCCAGGCGAACAGCGAGCUCUUCCCCCACCGCAUGCCUACUCUCCACCGCCUCGCGGCGCCCGUGCACGCAACGCGCCACCGGAUAUGCUUCACGCAUGCCGACCUCGCGGCACGGAACAUCCUCGUCAAGGACGGCCGCCUGUCGGGGAUCGUCGACUGGGAGUUUUCGGGGUGGUUCCCGGAGUACUGGGAGCUCGUCGCAAUGGAGAUGCAGAUGAUCGACAGGGCGGUCUUGCACCAGUUCUGGGAUGCGGUGCAGCUGUUUGGGCCGGAGCCGUACCGCGAUGUGCUGGCUCUCGAGUGGGCGUUGGGGUGCUGCACGGGGGACAUGAUGGGUGAGGCUGGAGAUGAUAUGUCGUUCCCUCGAAUCACUGGCAAGAACGGGGCGACUCCGCUUGUAGGACAGGACAUACAGUCCGACGUAGUCUUGUCCCCGCCUGCCAGCGCAUCACUGUGA